AUGGCGCAUUCUAGGACGUCGACGCGUGCUACUGCAGCCUUCGCGGGUCUGCUGGGUCUGCUGAUAAUACUCCAAAGCUGGCAGACGGUCUUGGCGCGAACCACCGACAACGUUGUGGAGCAUCUCGGUGUUCGAAGCGACCUACAUUUCCCACUACACGCGAGGGCUACCAAUCUUGAUGGUUCGCUCCCUAUCUACAAGAACCCGAAUGCGCCCAUCGAAGAUCGAGUGGACGAUCUUCUGCUCCGAAUGACCCUCCAGGAGAAGGUCGCUCAAUUAAUUCAGGGUGAUCUCGAUGGGUGGAUGAAUCUCACCGAUCCAAACGACGACACGAAGACGUACAAUGCGUCCGGCCUCGUUGAGGAGCUCACGUACAAAGCUGGUGCAAUCUGGGGCGGUUAUCUCAUGCCUUGGGACAAAUGGGUAUAUGGCAUCACAGUCGGGCAGCAGUAUCUGAUGGAGAACACCACCCUUGGUAUACCCGGGAUCGUUCAGUCGGAAGGCCUGCAUGGCUUCACGAACAAUGGCACUAUCUGGCCCUCACCCAUCGGCCUUGCAGCCUCGUUCAACCCACCUCUCCUCGAAGCCGCUGCAGAGACCAUCGGCUCUGAAGCAGAAGGCUUGGGCUUCCAUCAGCUCUUUGCCCCGGUUCUCGACCUCUCGCGUGAGCUCCGGUGGGGGCGCGUCGAGGAGAACUUCGGGGAGGAUCCCUUCCUCACGGGGGAGAUGGGCGCCGCAUAUGUGCGAGGAGUGCAAACCGGUAGGAGAAGGAAUACGAGCGACACAGCUGUCGCGCGGAUCGCGGCAACCUGCAAACAUUUCACCGCCUACGGGUCACCUCAAGGAGGCUUGAACUUGGCACAAGUCUCGGGCGGUGAACGUGAACUCCGCACGUACUAUCUCAAGCCUUUCGACCGCGCCUGUGCAGCGAGCAACCCUGCCAUCGAGGGUGGAUCGACAGCACUGAGCCUUAUGAGCGCGUAUGCGAGCUACGACGGCGUCCCUGUUAUCUCGAGCUACCAUAUUCUCACCGAGAUUCUGCGGGAAGAGUGGCAAUACCCCUACUUUGUCACUACAGACGCGGGCUCACCCGACCUGCUCAUGACAUGGCACUACACAUGUGCGGACCGAGAGUGCGUCGCGCAGCAGACGCUCGAGAAUGGGUUGCAGAUGGAGAUGGGCGGUGGGACGUACACUUACUUGACUCUGCCUGACCAAGUGGCUGCAGGAACUGUAAACGUGAGCUAUAUCGACGAGACGGUCAAGACAGUGCUGAGGACCAAGUUUGCGCUGGGAAUAUUCGAGAACCCGUACCCGUACGCUGACUACCUGUCAACGCUGCGCACGCCAGAGACGCGUGAAAUCUUGCACCAGAUGGAGCAGGAGCAAAUCGUACUCCUCGAGAACCGUAACAACGUGCUACCUGUUAGCAAGAACAUCAGCUCAAUUGCUCUGAUCGGUCCACAAGUCAACCGCGUCACCUUCGGCGACUACGUCUUCCACAACGCAACCCUCAACGCACUCACGCCCCUCCAAGGCUUCACCUCACUUCUCGCCAACACCUCCAUCUUCCCGUCCGACCCGCCCACGCUCAACUUCGCGCAGGGCUGUGAGCUCUGGUCGAACGACGAGUCGCAAUUCCCUGAGGCCAUCGAGGCGGCGGAGGCGUCCGAUGUCGCGGUCGUCAUGGUCGGCACGUGGAGCCUCGACCAGACGCUCCUGUGGGAGCCGGGCACGAACGCGACGACGGGCGAGCAUGUCGAUUUGAGCAGCUUGGCGCUGGUAGGAGCACAGAGGGCGUUGGUCGAGGCGGUGGUGGGGACUGGUAAGCCGACGGUGGUGGUGUUUGUUAGUGGGAAGCCGGUGGCGGAGCCGUGGAUCGCUGCAAAUGCGGAUGCAGUGAUACAACAGUUUUACUAUGGCGAACUCGGUGGGCUUGCUAUCGCCGAGAUCGUCUUUGGAGUGGCGAACCCGUCUGGUAAGCUCCCUGUGUCGUUCCCGCAGAGCGUCGGCACUGCACCCGCGUUCUACAACUACUACAAGGACGGACGACCAGUCGAUGCUGGCUACGUGACACCGAACGGAACUCUUGUCUUCGGUCAUCAGUAUGUUCUGGAUACACCGCAGCCGAUAUGGAGCUUUGGCCACGGGCUAAGCUAUACGACGUUCAAUUAUACGAAUCUGGAACUCUCCUCGUAUGCUAUUGGGACGACGGAUGACUUCAAUGUCACGGUCAGCGUCGAGAACACGGGUGGUGUGGACGGAAAGGAGGUCGUGCAGGUCUAUGUCACUGACCAGGUCAGCUCCGUUGUGACCCCGAACCAAUUUCUGGCCGGCUUCACCAAAGUGUUCAUCCCUGCGGGCGGUUCGGAGACAGUGACGAUGCAGAUCAACUCGACGCAGCUCGCUCUAUGGUCGCUCGAUAACCGGUACGUCGUCGAGCCGGGAAAUUUCACCGUGAAGGUGGGCACGUCCGACACGACGUACCUGAACACGACGCUUCUUGUGACCAACUCGUGA
This is a messenger RNA of Rhodofomes roseus, 2520 nucleotides long. RefSeq names its product glycoside hydrolase superfamily. The transcript has 16 exons. Lineage: Eukaryota; Fungi; Basidiomycota; Agaricomycetes; Polyporales; Fomitopsidaceae. The record is from RefSeq and is a predicted model, not a curated record. Gene Ontology annotation, molecular function: beta-glucosidase activity. Bases 1 to 2520 code for a protein of 839 amino acids. Gene Ontology annotation, biological process: glucan catabolic process.